CAGAUACCGGUGUGACCUUUAAUGAAUAUUCAAGUCGAUUAGUUCAGGCGAAGACAAUGACAGACGGCAACAGUGACUCGGCCGACGAAACCUUUGGAAGCAGCGCCUCUCGCCUCAAUUCCUCGGACACAGCUAGCAACGAUGAUCUUGCGAGUUCCUCCGACACGACUAGCACCACUAGCAUAACCGGCCUCGCUGCUCUGACGACCCGGAACUGUUCAUUUAUCUCCACUAGCCCUACAUCCGCGAGUUCUCCCGAUCCGGCUAAUUAUCCCGCUAGUCUCGGCGACUCGGCUAGCAGCGGAGAUCCAGGGAGCCUCAUGAACGCGACUAGCUAUCGCAGCUCAACUAGCCUUCCUGAAGCGGCUAUGCACGAAGAUUCAGCUCCUCUCGGCAAUGCGGCGAACCUUACCGCUACUGACGGAGGAUUCCCCGCCACGCCCCUGCCACGAAGCUCGCCUCUCGCGCCCACUUCCAGCGCGAUUCCUUCUUCCUUCACGUCGCCGACGUCAGCGCCUCCUUCGGCCAUCUCUCCUCGUCCCUCCUUGCCUUCGUUCUGCUCUUCGUCUGUUUCUCCUUCCGUUCCUUCUUCUUGUUCUUCGUCUGGAUCUCCUUCCGUUCUCUCUUCUUGUUCUUCGUCUGUUUCUACCUCCUCGGCCAUCUCUCCUCGUCCCUCCUUACCUUCGUUCUGCUCUUCGUCUGUUUUUCCUUCCGUUCCUUCGUCCUUUUCUUCGUGA
This is a messenger RNA of Penaeus chinensis, 737 nucleotides long. RefSeq names its product putative protein TPRXL. Lineage: Eukaryota; Metazoa; Arthropoda; Malacostraca; Decapoda; Penaeidae. The transcript is spliced from 3 exons. The record is from RefSeq and is a predicted model, not a curated record. Bases 57 to 737 code for a protein of 226 amino acids.